AUGAAGAACACCAGAAGCGCCAAUAAAAGCAGCAGGAAAACCAACAGGAGAACACAAUCAAAAGCAGCAGAAGCGCUAGAAUUGUGCCAGGAGUGCCAGAAGUACCAGAAAAAGUAUCACAAGCAUAAGAAGCAGCACGAAGAACUAGUCACAGCAGCAGAAGCGCCAUCAGGUGAUCGAAAGCACCAGCAAAAUAGCAGGAAUGCCAGCAGGAGCGUCAGAAGCACUAGAAAAAGCGCCAGGUGCACCAAAAAAAGCUCCAGAAGCACUACAGGUAGCACCGUAAACGCUAAGAGCAUCUACGGAUGUACCAGCAAGAUAAUCAUAAGCACCUGGAAAAGCAGCAGAAGCACAAUCGGGAGCUCAAAAGCGCCAGCAAAAGCAUCAGAAGCACCCGUAAAGGUGCCAGACACACUAACGAAAGCACCAGAAGCACCAUCGGGAGAACAGAAACACCAUCAAAAGUGGAAGAAGCUCAAGCGGAGAGCCCGGAGCACCAGCAAAAGCACUAGAAGCACCAGGAAAGGCACCAGACGUAUCAGCAGGAGCACCAGAAGUAUCAUUAAUUACUCUCGGAAUAAAUCAACCCAUAAGUUUGCGUGA
Messenger RNA from Belonocnema kinseyi, 603 nucleotides. RefSeq lists its product as uncharacterized. The coding region runs from base 1 to 603 and encodes 200 amino acids. The transcript is spliced from 2 exons. The record is from RefSeq and is a predicted model, not a curated record. Lineage: Eukaryota; Metazoa; Arthropoda; Insecta; Hymenoptera; Cynipidae.